Varanus komodoensis (Komodo dragon) is the source of this 1206-nucleotide messenger RNA. RefSeq names its product PHD finger protein 24 (gene PHF24). The transcript is spliced from 7 exons. The record is from RefSeq and is a predicted model, not a curated record. Bases 1 to 1206 code for a protein of 401 amino acids. Lineage: Eukaryota; Metazoa; Chordata; Lepidosauria; Squamata; Varanidae.
AUGGGGGUGCUGAUGUCCAAGCGGCAGACGGUGGAGCAGGUGCAGCGGGUCAGCCUGGCCGUGUCCGCCUUCCGGGACGGGCUGCGCGAGCGGCCGGCCGCCAAGGGCGCCUCGGAGGGAGCCGGCAGCCGGCGGGGGACCCUGGAGGACGCCGCGCAGGAGCCGGCCUGCGAGGAGGCGGGCGAGGGCCCUUCGGCGGGGCCCUCGCGGCUCCGGAGGGCCGCCUGGGAGAGGCUGCGGGACGGGCGAGGGGUGGAGCCUGAGGAGUUCAGCGGGGGCAGCGCCCUCACGCCCCCGGCCGUUGCCCGCCCCUCUCGGCAGCCGGGCGAGGACGAGCCCCUCGAGAUCAGCCUGGGCCAGCGAGAGCAGGUGAGCAACGACGAGGUGUGCGAGGUGUGCGAGGUGUGGACGGCGGAGAGCCUGCUGCCCUGCCGCGUGUGCACCAGGGUCUACCACGACGGCUGCCUGCGCCGCAUGGGCUACCUUCCCCUCGCCGCGGCCGCCGAGGUCAUCGAGGCGGCCCACGCAGAGACCGGCUGGAGCUGCCACUGCUGUGACAACCUCAACCUGCUGCUGACAGAGGAGGAGAUGACCAGCCUGUCCGAAGCCCUCCAGCAGCACAGCGUCGCCCCUGAGAGCAGGCUCAGCCUGGACAGCUUCUUGCGCUACAAGCGCCUGGCGCAUCCGCAGGAGGCCGGCGGGCUCGGCGAGGAGGCCCAGCAGGAGCGCGACACCCUGCAGUUCGCGGCGCUGGACCCCGAGAAGACCGGCCGCGUCGAGUGGGCGGACUUCCUCUCCCAUGAGUCCCUCUUGCUGCUGCAAAGGACGCGCUCGCAGAACGCCUUGCUGCGCCUGCUGACGGCCAAGGAGCGCGAGAGAGCGCGGGACGCCUUCCUGGCGCUGGACCAGCACCGAGACGGGCUCAUCAGUGCGGCGGAGAGCCAGCACGCCCAACAGACGUGGUUCCGCAAGCGGCACAAAGAGGCGCCGUCCUGCAACGUCAGCGUCAGCCACGUGGGGCCCCUCUCCGAAGGCAGCCCGGCCAGGAGCGACGGCAGCAAAAGCCCGGACAAGAUCCUGCCGGACCCGGAGCCAGAAGAGCCGAGCCGAACAGUCGACUGGCCGGCCUUCCUGAGGGAGAGCGCCAUCUACAUCCUCGCCGCUCGGCCCAACAGCCCCGCCGUCCACCUCCAGCCGCGGGCCUGA